GAGGAACCUUGUAAAAAAGUAAAUUUAUCAUAAUCAGACUUCCUCAAUCUGGGUACCCUUCAGAUGUAUAGACCAACUUCCAAAAUUCCCCAGAUACCAUGGUCAUUGCUGAGGAUGCUGGGAGUUGAAGCUCACGCAUCUGGAGGUUAAUGCCUGCUUUACUUCAAUAGCAGUGUCAGUGGAAGUAUCUUCUGAAAAUGCUCAGAAGACACGAAAGAGACCCUCAAAAUGGCUGUGCUAAGUCUCUGAAAAGAGUAAAAGUUCCUCGUAAUUUUCGACUGCUGGAAGAGCUAGAAGAAGGCCAGAAAGGAGUAGGAGAUGGAACAGUUAGCUGGGGUCUUGAAGAUGAUGAAGAUAUGACACUUACAAGAUGGACAGGCAUGAUUAUUGGGCCCCCAAGGACGAUUUACGAAAACAGAAUAUACAGCCUUAAAAUAGAAUGUGGCCCUAAAUAUCCUGAAGCACCUCCAUUUGUAAGAUUUGUAACAAAAAUUAAUAUGAAUGGAGUAAAUAGUUCUAAUGGAGUGGUUGAUCCAAGAGCCAUAUCAGUCCUAGCAAAAUGGCAGAAUUCUCAUAGUAUCAAAGUUGUUCUGCAAGAGCUCCGGCGUCUAAUGAUGUCUAAAGAAAAUAUGAAACUUCCUCAACCACCUGAAGGACAAUGUUACAGUAAUUAAUGAAAAAAAAAAUCAUGCCCCAUCAUUCAAUUUAAGCUCUCUUCAUUUUCCACAGUAGUAAAUUUUCUAGAUGCAUCUUGUAGAUCUCCAAGUACUGGAAAGGAAGUUCCCAUUGCAAAGAAAAGUCUAUCUUGAGAUACUGUAAAUGAUACUAAUUUUUUUCCAUUUGAAAAUAAGUUGUGCUAUAACAAAUAAUGCUGUCCUGUGUAACCACUGUCCACAUAGUUGAACUUCUGGUAUCAAGAAAAGUCUAUUUAAAUUUAUUACUGUCAAAGACCAGUGUGUCACGUUGAACUCAACUGUGAAAAAGCAUAAAAAGCAUACAUCACACAAUCACAUUGCUGUGUGUUUGGCCUGGGUUUAUAUCUUUUCUCCCGUCUCUCUCUUUCUCUUUCUCUCUGUGUGUUUGCAAUAGAGUUGAUGCUCAGGGCUAUUUAUUAGAGUAGACAAGGAAGGCACAAUCUGCAGAUCAUGAUCUUGCCCAAGCCCUUUUGAAAAGAACAGAGUCUGAGCCAGAAUAUCCUUGUACUCUUACACAGUUCUCUUUUAAUCCAAGAGGGCUUGCUCAAGACCAGUGUUUCUCAACCUUGGCAACUUUAAGUUGUGUGGACUUGAAGUCCAUACACCUUAAAGUUGCCAAGGUUGAGGAACAGUGCUCAAGACAACGUCCCCUAAAGAUUGUGCCAAAAGGUUUCAAUUACCAGCUGUGGCUGGGUUGUAUGGACUACUAAUGGGAUGUUUUGGUAUCCUCAGUCAUCCCUCCCUUUGUGCAGGCUCUAGUAAAAUGCUGAAUGUCUCUAGGGUUGGUUUUUAUUUUUCUGCUUUUAAAGAAUGCUUAUAUAGCCAUUUGGGGCAGGUUCUUCUUUCACCCAAAACCUUUGCUAAGGCAUAGAUUGUAUUUCUGUCCCAUCUCUUCCCCCAGAAUGUGGGCCUUGGGAUGAUAGACCUGGGGGAUCUUUUCGGACUUUCCUCUCUCUCUCUUGUCAUAGUUGGGGUGCUGCUUUCUUUUUGCCCCUUCUACGAUGCUUUCCUUUAUACUUGGCCAAAAGAGGUAAGUGGCUGGCAAACUGCCUGAUUUUAUUGUUGUUAUUGUUAUUAUUAUUGUUAUUAUUAUUAUUAUUAUUAUUGCUUCAUGCUUGUCAAUUUUGGGGUGGGGCAUGGAUAGGGUCUAUAAAUUAAUCUUCACCAGCUGAGAAAAUAAGAAUGUCUGGUUUUGCUCGCAAAUAGCCUCCCCUUCCUGUUCUCUGGCAGCUUCCGCACUGGCAAGCUGGCCAUGGCUGACGUAUGAGGCAGGGUUUUGAUACGGUGAAAAGAGCGGUAAUUUACCAGGAGCAUUUAAGUCUGUUAAGAAUGGCCAGAUAUUCUGGAAAGAUCUCUACGUAGAUGUUUGAAACAAACCCUCCAGCUUUCUGAGCUGAAGGUUACUACCUCUGCUUGAAUGCCUUGUUACCUGCUCAUCAGCGUGCAUAACUUCGUGGCCCUGUAGCAGCCUGCCGACAUAAAGACAAAUCCGCUUUGUGAAGAGGAGAUUGUGUUCUGACACCUUGCAGAGAGGGAGGUGCUUUUCUUUCCUAAAGAAUCAGAUGGUGCUGCCGUGCAUGGUGGGUUAGGCUUCUUGGCAAAUCACUUCUUUUUCAGACUCCUUGUUUUGGACCACUGACUGCUGAAACGUGGAUGCAAGCUUAAAUGCAAACAAUCUAAUGUAUCCUCUUUAAGUUUUAUGAAAUUAAAAAUGCAGUGUUCAUGUAAAACAAAAAGCAGAAGUCACGUUUAAAAGCAGAAGUAUCAAGUCAAUGAAUAAUUGAUGUUUCCAUUAACUCUUUUAAGGAGCAUAUUAGUUGUAAGGAUUUAACAUCCUCUGUAAUUAAAAAAAAAUUAACAGUAUUCCAUAAGCAGCCUUUUUAUUGUAUCAGACCAUUGCCUGAUUUUAAUAUAAUAAAAAGUGUGCAUUAA
Messenger RNA from Python bivittatus (Burmese python), 2627 nucleotides. It is a transcript of the gene UBE2V1, whose product is annotated as ubiquitin conjugating enzyme E2 V1. The record is from RefSeq and is a predicted model, not a curated record. Lineage: Eukaryota; Metazoa; Chordata; Lepidosauria; Squamata; Pythonidae.